This is a messenger RNA of Homalodisca vitripennis (glassy-winged sharpshooter), 1530 nucleotides long. RefSeq lists its product as uncharacterized. Bases 1 to 1530 code for a protein of 509 amino acids. Gene Ontology annotation, molecular function: nucleic acid binding. Gene Ontology annotation, biological process: DNA integration. The record is from RefSeq and is a predicted model, not a curated record. The transcript has 3 exons. NCBI's taxonomy places the organism in Eukaryota, Metazoa, Arthropoda, Insecta, Hemiptera, Cicadellidae.
AUGAACUCUGGUUAUUGGCAAAUACCAAUUAAGGAGGAGGAUAAGCACAAAACUGCUUUUAUUAUAACGGCAGACGGCCUUUGGGAGUGGGAAUGUACCCCCUUUGGACUCAAGACUAGCCCAGCGGUGUUCCAGAGAUGUAUGGACCAGGUAGUUGGUCCUUUAGUCCAUCUUACCAGGAAGAGUGUAAGAUUCCAUUGGGGUCCUGAACAGGAGGCAGCCUUUGUAGAUCUGAAGGAGCGCCUAACAUCAGCUCCGAUUCUGAGACAUUUUGACCCAGAGUUGCCCAUUGAGUUGCACACUGAUGCGAGUGACCAAGGAGUAGGCGCAGCCCUUAUGCAAAAGGAUGGAGAGACAGUGCUUCCAGUAGCGUAUGGUUCACGAAGGUUAUCGGACGCCGAGAAGAAAUACACUACAACUGAGAAAGAGUGCAUCGCUGUGGUCUGGGCGGCGCAACAUUUUAGGCAGUUCUUGUGGGGCCGAAAGUUUACUAUAGUGGUGGACCACCACGCGCUAUGUUGGUUAGAUAAGAACAGAGACCUAUCGGGCAGACUGGGCCGUUGGGCUCUCAAACUUAUGGAAUUUGACUACAAGAUUAAACACAAGCAAGAGAGAUUGCACGUGGUACCAGACUGUCUAUCCAGGAAUUACGGAGGGGUAGACGAUCCGGAGGAUCAGGACAAGACCAAUGAUAUCCCAAUGUUAGCAAUUAACCUGAAAGAUCUCACCAGUCUACAGCGAGAAGAUCCCGAUUGCAAGAGGAUAAUAGAAGCAGUUCAAGACCCCGACGGAGCAGCUAGCGCAGAUCGACGGUUGGCUAAGAGCUUUAUGGUUGAAGACGGGUUACUAUAUAAGAAGAAUGUCGCACAUAAGAUAUUGUCAGAUAGAGGGACGAAUUUCACAUCCUCCUUGGUGAAAGAAUUGUUAAAAGGAUUGGGAAUACGACCAGUAUUUACAACUGCCUACCACCCCAUGUGUAAUGGACUGACAGAACAUUUUAACGGUACUUUGGCCAAAAUGCUGUCGAAUUAUGUCAGCACUAACCAGAGAGACUGGGAUUUGUAUGUAAGCCUUACUUGCUUUAGCUAUAACACAUCUGUACAAGAGACCACUCGACACACACCCUUUUUCCUUAUGUAUGGUCGAGAAGCACGACUCCCCAUAGACGUGUCCCUACGCCAACAUGCGUCAGAGGACCCACAAGUCGAGGAAGUGCUGGAGAGAGUUCAGAAGUGCCGUGAAGACGUACAGAAGAUAGUCAGCGGUACACAGAAGAAGCAGAAACAGAGGUUUGAUAGGACCCAUCGACAUGUGGAAUUUGAACCAGGGGAACAAGUAAUGGUGUGGACUCCCAUCCGCAAGAAGGGUAGAUCGACUAAGCUGCUACACAGAUGGUAUGGACCAUACCAGGUCGAGGCUAAGCUAUCGGACGUGAACUACGUGAUACUAGUCACCAAAGGAAAGAAGCCUCCGUUCCAGGACACAAUUCACGUUAGUCGGCUGAAGCGGUACUACCCUAGGACACUGUGA